Messenger RNA from Durotheca rogersii, 2561 nucleotides. Its product is annotated as putative arylsulfatase. The coding region runs from base 368 to 2269 and encodes 633 amino acids. Gene Ontology annotation, molecular function: arylsulfatase activity. The record is from RefSeq and is a predicted model, not a curated record. The transcript is spliced from 2 exons. Lineage: Eukaryota; Fungi; Ascomycota; Sordariomycetes; Xylariales; Xylariaceae.
GCAAGCAAUUGGUGUAGCCGGGAAAUGUGUCUACGAGAAACCAGUAUGUUGUGGCGUCCACCUGGGGCAAUGCGAACUGGAUAAAUUGAACUUCUCCCGCGUGACGAUUCCACCUCGUGCUCGCGAAUAAACCCACCCCAAGGUUCCAGUAUAUCGGUAGGGUUGGAGUUAUAUUGUCCGGCAGGUUUGUGAAGAAUGGAUACGGAUAAGCAUUCCACAUUAUGCAUUUAUGAUGGCCUCCGUGGAUGUUGAUGGGCAUAUAACCGCCUCGAGGGAUUCUUCGGAUAUUCCAGACCUAGCCCCCUUCACUUUUGCCGGAAUCAUCAGGACACGGCGUCGUCAACGAGCCCGUUAAUACAUAAAUAAAAUGUGGCCCUUUCUUGCGGGAAGCACCCUCCGGUGCGCGUUGCUUGGGGUUUUUCUCAUUUCGGUCUUCUCUGCCUUUCUGUUUGAUCGUGGUUUGCGGUCGACGAUGCUCGCGCAGAAGCAGCCCAAUUUCCUGAUUAUCGUCGCCGACGAUCUAGGGUUUAGCGACACUUCCCCGUACGGAGGCGAGAUAAACACGCCCAAUUUGCAGAGGCUAGCCGACGAGGGAAUCCGCAUGACUGAUUUCCACACCGCGGCAUCAUGUUCCCCCACGAGAGCUAUGUUGCUGUCCGGCACUGACUCUCACAUCGCAGGCUUGGGAUGCAUGGCGGAGAAGAUAAGGAAAGCCCCGGAGAUUUUCGAGAACAAACCUGGGUACGAAGGCUACUUGAACUAUCGAGUUGCCGCUGUAGGCGAGAUCCUUCAAGAUGCUGGAUACUUCACGCUUAUGAGCGGGAAAUGGCACCUGGGCUUGGAGAAAGAACUCGGUCCCUACGCGAGAGGGUUCACCAAGGUGUUGUCUUUUCUUCCGGGUGGUGGAAACCACUUUAAUCACGAGCCGCAGCUAUAUGGCCUCAAGGAGCAGCCCUCGGCGAUUUUCAAGGGCGACGGGCUCUGGAUGAGACACGGGGAAUUCAUCAACGGGAGCACAGACCUACCCAAGAACUUCUACUCGACCAACACGUUUACAGACUACUUCUUGGAUUUCCUGGAGGCGAGGACGACGGAAGAGAGGGCCCAGCCUUUCUUCGGCUAUCUCCCGUUUACGGCGCCUCACUGGCCGCUGCAAGCUCCCCAAGAGGUAGUCCAGAAGUAUCGUGGAAAGUACGACGACGGUCCUGUCGCCCUGCGUGACCGCAGACUUAAGAGCCUGGUCGAGAAAGGACUCGUGCCCGCCGACGUGGAUCCGGCGCCGUUGCAGAUGCCCAAGACCAAGCCCUGGGGGGAGCUCUCGGAGGAGGAGAAGCUGAAAUCCUCCCGAGCCAUGGAGGUCUAUGCCGCGAUGGUCGAACUUAUCGACGUGAAUAUCGGGCGCGUGCGGACGUAUUUGGAGAAGACUGGCGAGCUUGACAACACAUUCAUCGUCUUCAUGUCUGAUAACGGCGCAGAAGGACAAUUGCUAGAAGCGCUGCCAGUCCUUGCCGGUUUCACGGUGGAGGAUAUUGUAAAGAAAUACUACGACAACUCGCUAGACAACAUCGGUAACCACAACUCCUUUGUAUGGUACGGACCGCAGUGGGCUGGCGCCGCAACCGCCCCCUCACGCGGGACGAAGUCGCACACCACCGAAGGCGGAAUCCACUGCCCCUGCAUCGUGCGCUUCCCUCCCUUGCUGAGACAAGGCGGCCUGGUCACCAACACCCUUACAACGGUUAUGGAUAUCGUCCCAACCAUCCUGGACCUCGCGGGCUUAGAGCACCCGGCCCCCAGCUUCCGCGGACGCGAGGUCGUGCCGGUUCGAGGGAAGUCCUGGCGGCCGAUCCUUGAGCAGCCGAACAACCAGAGUAUACGGAUAUACGGCGACACCGAUGUUGUCGGAUGGGAACAGCUCGGAAUCGCCGCGGUACGAGUAGGGGACUUCAAAGCCUUGUUCAUCCCUCCGCCCAAGGGCUCGGGCAAGUGGGAAUUGUACGACCUCUCAAAAGACCUCGGUGAGGUCCACGACCUGGCAGAAAGCCAUCCGGAGAAGCUGCAGGAGAUGCUUCACCAUUAUGAGACAUAUUUUCAGGAGACAGGCAUGUUUGAUUCCCAUACGAUGUAUCACGAGGCAUUAAAACAGGGCAAGGGCAUCAACCACAACUCGCACAUCUCGGGUCUCCGCCAGGGCCUAGCCCUCCUACAAGAGAUAUUGCUGAGCGCUAUAAAGGGGGUUUGGGAUGAGAUAUUCAAAAAGGAGCCAUAGGAAUGACAGGAUUCAGUCCACCCGGGGCAAGCGGGACAACAAGAAGGGGUCCGUCCGACUGAGCGGGGGAACGAGGCAGGCUCCUUUCUCCCCUGCGCAUGGUUUCUUCUUCCCUUCAUAUGGCGUUCUAGGCGAUGCAGAUGGCUUCUCGCUCGCAGGGUCAGAGGGCUAAAUAGGGUGUGUUCUUAUCAAGUAGACGUAUCAUCCAAGCAGGCUGGUGACAAGUCAGCAUCCACGUGGUAAUCACGGUACGGCGCGGAUGGAAUGUGCGUGUACACGUCCGAAACGCGGU